AUAGCGGAAGUUUAAUGCGUAACGCUUCAGUGCCUAAUGUCGUUGAUUCAGGAAGUGGGGAUCUCUUUUCGGAAACAUAUAUUUGAAAGCCUUAACAAAGUUCCAGGAUGGAAAGUUCUGGUUAUGGAUGAUGCGGCCACAAAAGUGUUGUCAUCAUGUUUUAAGAUGCAGGAUUUAACUGAAUAUGGUGUAACUCUUGUGGAGUCUCUUAAACGGAAAAGACAGAAGCUUAACAUGCCAGCAGUAUACAUCAUGAAACCUCGAAGAGCGGAGGUAGAGUUGCUGCUGCAAGAUUUUACAUCUUCUGGCGCAACAUACACAAACGCCCACGUAGUUUUCCUUUCGGCCUGUUCCAGUGAUCUUCUGAAGCAGAUAGCUUCAUCACAGUCAAUCCGAUAUUUUAAGACAUUGAAGCAGUUAUCCCUAGACUUCAUUCCUAUUGAAUCUCAUCUUUACACACUAGAUUCAAUGGAGACAGCUCAACUUUACUCCCUACCAUCGGAUAUUGUUCAUGACAAACUUGGUCGAAUUGAUCAAAUUGCUGAACAAUUAGCCUCUGUGUGUAUAACGUUGCAAGAAUACCCCAAAGUGUGUUACCAAAAGACAGAUAGUAACCUGGAAUUAGCUCGUUUGGUACAAUUGAAGUUAGAUACCUAUAAAAGUGACAAUCCAUCCUUGGGUCAAGGUUCUCAUAAAGAUCAAAGUAUUUUAUUGAUCGUUGAUCGCAGUUUGGAUCCAAUUAGUCCUCUAUUGCAUGAAUUAACACUUCAGGCUAUGUGCUAUGAUUUACUUACUGUGGAGGAUAAUUCCAUUGUAUAUGAUGGAAAUCGUAAAGCAAAUGUAGCUGAGGGUGACACACUAUGGAAAGAAUUUCGGCAUCAGCAUAUCGCAGAUGUUACAAGAACUCUUCCUCAGCGUGUUCGUGAAUUCGCAGAAAGCAAGAAAGAAUUUGCGGAAUUUGAAGAAGGCAGUGUAAACGCAGUUUCAUCGAACGAUGAUACGAAUAAAAAUGCUUCCGGAGGAGUUAGAAGUCUAUCUGACCUAAUCAAACGUAUGCCACAAUAUCAAACUGAAUCAGCUAGUUACGCUGCUGUCUAUCAUGUUGUUGAAACGUGUAUGACCAUUUUUAAAAAAGGUGUAGAUAAACUAUGUCAAAUCGAACAGGACCUUGUAAUGGGUGAAACUGCUGAAGGAGAACCAGUUACCGAUCCUAUGCGCGUAUUAGUGGACAUUUUCAAAUACGAUUUUACAUCGGUGGAGGAACGUCUACGCCUUUUAAUUAUUUUCUCUCUUAUUAAAGAGGGAUUUGCAGAAUCCCAUUUAGAUAAAUUGUUAGAUUGUGCGCAAGUUGCACGAUCAUUUAAACCACUCUUUGCCAGUUUAUCAUUGAUCUUGGGCGCACAAUUAAUUCAAGUUGAUCCGGUUACUAUGACGCUACCUAGUCAAACGAAUAUUCCACAGUUUCAGUUAGGUAGAUGUGUAUGUCUUCAGCGACUACCACCGAUUUCAAAAGUUGCCAAAGUUCUACAGACAUAUCUUCCAUCGAAAAAGAAGCGUGUCGAUCGUGUUGACGUCAGUUCUUAUGCACUUUCUCGAUGGACACCAUAUCUACUAGAUGUUAUGGAACAAGCUAUUCAAGGGAAGCUGGAUAAUUCACGUUUUGGAUUUGUUGUAGCGAAGGGGAUCAAAGACGUAUACGGCCUUGGCAGUGCAGUGGAUACUACUUCUAAAACAUUUAAAAAGCCUUCUGCACGGUUUUAUGCCAGUGGAGUUUUAUCUUCUAGUUCUUCUGCUUCCAAUAUUGUUGGGUCAGGUAGCCCAAAACUUGGAUCAGAUCGUAAUGCAACCUCAUCGUCUAUGACUGAACAUUGUGGCCCUCGUCUUAUAGUCUUUGUUGCUGGUGGUUUCACUUUAUCCGAAGCCAGAGUGGGGUAUCAGUUAACUCAGAAAUGUUUAGACGCUCGUUUGGUUGCUAGCGACAGGAAUACAGGGAAUUCUACUGGACCGACAACAGAAAACACUCCUACCAUUCCAGGUGGUGGAGUUGGUUGGAACUGGGAAGUUGUUGUUGGUGGUACACACUUAUUAACACCAAAAGUAUACUUGGAUAAUCUUGAAAAUAUUGCAAAAAUCAUAAUGCCACCAAUUUCAAGUACACCAAUACCUGAGGCUAUACUUCGUCGUGUUUCAACUCAACCUGCUCAUAGAGGAUAAUUCACUAUGAUAAAGCUCUAAACCAUAACAUAUCAAUUCUGUUCUCUUUUUUUUUUUUUGUAUUCCAACCAUUUGCAGUGAAUAACAUUACCGUUAUCACUAUCAUUCAUAUUAUCAUCUGUUUACAGAUGCUGAGAAUUCUAAAUUGAAUGGGCAACUGUUGGGAAUAAACUGCUUGUUAUUAUUAUUAUUAUUACUAGUAGUAAUAUUUGUUGUUAGCGCUUUCUGAUCGAGUAUUCCAUUCCAUGUUCUUUGUUUCACUUGAUUUUCUUAUGUUUUUUUCAAACUUGAAGUAUGUUUUUGUCUCUGAUUUUAACAUCAUCUCAACCAACCUAUUUUCUAUGCUUUGACUUUACUUUUUAUUUUUUCAAAUAGUAGUUAAUUUAAUAAACACUGGCUAAUUUUUA
Heterobilharzia americana is the source of this 2621-nucleotide messenger RNA. NCBI's taxonomy places the organism in Eukaryota, Metazoa, Platyhelminthes, Trematoda, Strigeidida, Schistosomatidae. The record is from the annotation of a GenBank genome assembly.